Haliotis rufescens (red abalone) is the source of this 1311-nucleotide messenger RNA. RefSeq lists its product as uncharacterized. The record is from RefSeq and is a predicted model, not a curated record. The transcript has a single exon. Gene Ontology annotation, molecular function: zinc ion binding; nucleic acid binding. Lineage: Eukaryota; Metazoa; Mollusca; Gastropoda; Lepetellida; Haliotidae. Bases 1 to 1311 code for a protein of 436 amino acids.
AUGGCUACUCAACAAUACACUGGUUCUCGAACGAAAAAUAAGAGACGACAUUUAGACACAGACACAAUUUCAUCCUCUGAUGAUGAGUGUACGUCACAACUUAAUGUUGACUCCUGGCCCCGCUUUCUGGUGGUCGAUGGUGUUGAUGGAGCUCCUCUUAAGAUCAACCCUUUCAUUGUGUCGAAAGCUCUUGAAGGAAUUUGUGGAGAUGUAAAGAACGUGACUCGCCUCCGGAACGGGUCAUUGCUUGUUGAAUGUUCUAAACGUCAACAGUCCAUAAAUCUGCUUAAUGCACACCAUUUCGGAAAUGUAGAAAUUGCUGUCUCUAUUCACAAAUAUUUGAAUUCAUGUAGAGGUAUCAUCCGUGAUCGUGCCAGAUGUCUUUCUGACAUGUCAGAAGAGGAAAUUACGGUUGAACUUAAAUCUCAAGGAGUCACGUCUGUGAAAAGAUUCACAAGGAAAGAUAAUGACAGGAUUGUACCAACAACCACUUAUCUUCUCACUUUUGCCUGUCCAAAAGUACCUACUUCAAUUAAAGCCGGUUAUUUCAACAUCGGAGUGGAUGUGUAUAUUCCAAAUCCGCUCCGUUGUUUCAAGUGCCAGAAAUUUGGCCAUGGGGCCAAAUCCUGUGACAAGUCCCCCGUUUGCUCCCGAUGCAGUAAAAGUCAUGAUAGUGCUGAUUGCACAGAUGUUAUCCAUUGUGCAAACUGCAGUGGUGAGCACUUAUCUUCUUCCAAAUCCUGUCCAUUCUAUCUGAAACAAUCUCAGCUUCUCAAAAUUAAAUACACUAAUAACGUUUCCUUUUCCGACGCUAUGAAACUCUUGGCUCAACAAACUCCGAACACACCUUCCUCCUUGUCGUAUUCUGCUGCAGUUGCUACUUCCACUCGCAAAGUUGACUGUGCAUGUCAGACAGACAUCAGCUGGGUCUCUGACAAGCAGUCAGUCUUACCUCCAGUUCCUCGAUACAGCAAUGACUCUUCUUCGUCUGCAUCUCAGACUGAGCUUCAGUCUGAGUCUGUGCCUGUGUCUGAGGCUGUACCUGUACCUUUGGCAGUACCUGUGACUGUUCCUAAACCUGAGACAGUGAGAGAAGUACCUAACACUAAACAUCUCACGAACAAGGAAAAGAAACAAUUGAAAAAGAAAGAAUUAAGGGCCCUCAAACAAGUAGAGGUGCCAUCUCCUUUGAUCAUCCCUGUAGAGGUUCAUAACACUUUUGAACCUCUAGCUAUGGAGGUCACUCCUUCGCUGGCAUUACAGCGUAGAGGACCUUCCCCCAGAUCACGAUCUCCAAUUGAACCCCCAUGA